GUUGCCGACGACGAAGUCGCUAAUGAGCGCCGAAGAAGAGCUAAGAGCGAAGAUGAAGCGAACCUGAGGUUGAAUUUACUCUGUUCGUGCUCGAAUUUCAACUGUGAGAGUGUGAAGGAAAGGAAGUCCUGCCAGCGAAAAGAAGCAAGAACAAGGUGUUUUUGCUGGGCUAAGUCAACUGUGUUGUUGAGUUUUUGCUGCAACGUUAUAAACUUUAGGACAGAAAAAGACAGAGGAGAGACACCUGCUGUGUAAAGUUGUCCAGUCUGCGCGGCUUCCUGCUCUUUGGAGGCGGAGAACAAACGUGAGACUCCACAGAGAUGGACCAGAACAACAGUAUACCAGCCUUCCAGGGGCUGGCCUCCCCACAGGGUGCCAUGACCCCUGGCAUGCCAAUCUUCAGUCCAAUGAUGCCUUAUGGCUCAGGCCUGACACCCCAGCCUGUCCAGAACACCAAUAGCUUGUCCAUACUUGAAGAACAGCAGAGGCAACAACAACAGCAACAACAGGCUCAGCAGGCAAAUGCAGGCCUUCCUGGAACAUCAGGGCAGACUCCUCAGCUUUACCAUUCCCAGACUGUAGCAGGCACAACUACAACGGCGCUGCCAGGAACCACCCCGCUCUACAACACACCUCUGACCCCCAUGACCCCUAUCACACCAGCCACACCAGCCUCAGAGAGCUCAGGAAUAGUACCACAGCUACAAAACAUUGUUUCUACUGUAAACCUGGGCUGUAAACUGGAAUUGAAAACCAUCGCCCUCAGAGCCAGGAAUGCAGAGUACAACCCAAAGCGUUUUGCUGCGGUCAUCAUGAGAAUACGAGAGCCCAGGACCACGGCUCUAAUCUUCAGCUCGGGGAAGAUGGUCUGCACUGGAGCCAAGAGUGAAGAGCAGUCGAGGUUAGCUGCCAGGAAAUAUGCCCGUGUGGUACAAAAGCUCGGCUUUCCUGCAAAGUUCCUGGACUUCAAGAUUCAGAACAUGGUGGGGAGCUGCGAUGUAAAGUUUCCAAUUCGGCUGGAGGGAUUAGUCCUUACACAUCAACAGUUCAGCAGCUACGAGCCGGAGCUGUUUCCUGGAUUGAUUUACAGAAUGAUCAAACCCAGGAUUGUCCUGCUCAUCUUUGUUUCAGGGAAAGUUGUACUCACAGGAGCCAAGGUGAGAGCAGAGAUCUACGAAGCUUUUGAAAACAUCUACCCCAUUCUGAAAGGUUUUCGCAAGACAACGUAGAACCUGCAGCAUUUUCUUUUUCACCUCAAUAACCCCGUCUCUUUUUACUGUUUUAACAUUCACAUGAAGCAUCUUCAUGUAGACCUCUUCCAGUAGACCGCUGUAAGGGUUUAUUUUUUCUCUAACAGGGAUGUCAAGUGUUUUCAGGUUAAAAAAUAGUUUUUUGGGUGUUUUUUUUUUUGCUGUUUCAACACAAGUGAUGGAAUAGUUUCUCCAAGGCACCUCGGAUUAUUUUAAAUCCUUUAAUUUUCUUCUCGUUAUUUUUUUCUGUUCCCCUGCUCGCAUCCCUGAUUGUACAUAAGACUGUAAAGAAAUGUAAAAAUGGUUGAGAAGCAGUCUGAGAAGGACUGCUCUUUGCUUUUAUUUUCAGCUGUUUUAAAUAGUUUUAUAUAUUGCAUUUUUAUCACUUGUCAGGGCUGCCUGCACGUUUUAUCUUCGCGUGUUGGGGUCUACUAGCCAUGCAUUCAUUUUAACAGUAUUUAUCGAGAUUUUAGAUGAACAGACUGUGUGCAAAACUGAACCAGUCUACACUCUCAUCCUCAUGUUCACAUUAAUCACAACUGGAUCUUGGCUAAUUUCAAUUCUUAUUGUAUGGGUAUUGGUUGUGGAAUUUCCCUCCAAAUUAACAAACAAGCAUCCACUGUGAAUUAGUGUCUAAAGUUUGGUUUGCCAAAGUUUUGGAUAGACUGGAGCUAAUCUGAGCACUAUUGCUGAUGUUUUGAUGAUAUGUUUGGGCUCAAAAUACAUUAAAAUCCAAGCUGUUUAUUUUUUAUUUUUUUACACUCCCAUGACUCCAGGAUCAAAGGGAAUGGACAAUUUAUUUUUUGGCAAACUGUGCCUUGUCUGGAGCACAGUGCAGAUUAGAAAGUUUGAAUCUAGAAGUCCAAGACACAGAUGGGACUGGCACUCUUUAGUUAAAACCCCUUGUGUUGUAUUUAUUUUGAAUUUACAUUGUUUCAUACUCCCACAAGCACUAAAAGAUGUCCUGUUGAAAGAUAAACUGCAUCAUGGCUUGACAUGUUUAUUAUGUGGCUACAAGUUUCCUUAAGUUGGCCAUUCAGAUGUAUAUUUGUUUUAAUCAUUGCUGAGCACUGGUUGAUGUGAAUCAGUCCUGACUUUCAAAACUUUGUUCUUAGCCAAAUACGAGUUGAUGUUGUGGGCACAUGUUGAGUUACAGAUCCAGUGUCUGUGUGUCAGCUCCAUAAGGGCUGUUUGGACAGCAGAAGCUGGGGAAAUUAGAGAUUUAUGUUCAGCUACUACAUCAUUAAGUUCGUCUUUUACCAGCAGCUUAGUAGCAGCCAACUGGGAGUUCAGAAAUCUAAAUGCAACUCUUGAAAUUGUAAUGUGCUGCACUGUCCAAUAAUAAACAUGUACAUACUGA
Cheilinus undulatus (humphead wrasse) is the source of this 2610-nucleotide messenger RNA. It is a transcript of the gene tbp, whose product is annotated as TATA box binding protein. The coding region runs from base 321 to 1229 and encodes 302 amino acids. Gene Ontology annotation, biological process: DNA-templated transcription initiation. Gene Ontology annotation, molecular function: RNA polymerase II general transcription initiation factor activity; DNA binding. The transcript has 9 exons. The record is from RefSeq and is a predicted model, not a curated record. NCBI's taxonomy places the organism in Eukaryota, Metazoa, Chordata, Actinopteri, Labriformes, Labridae.